Bactrocera dorsalis (oriental fruit fly) is the source of this 6560-nucleotide messenger RNA. RefSeq names its product diacylglycerol lipase-alpha (gene inaE). Gene Ontology annotation, biological process: lipid metabolic process. Lineage: Eukaryota; Metazoa; Arthropoda; Insecta; Diptera; Tephritidae. The transcript is spliced from 16 exons. Gene Ontology annotation, cellular component: postsynaptic membrane; dendrite membrane. The record is from RefSeq and is a predicted model, not a curated record. Bases 1223 to 5257 code for a protein of 1344 amino acids.
UAAAUUCCAUAUCAUUUUCGAUUGUGUUAACGAAGAGAGUGGAUGUGCAAAUUGUGGAUUGUUGUAUUUCUAUGGCUUGUGCUUUGAGUUUACUUUUAAUAUUCGUGCGGGAUCUACUGUUAACAAAUUUUCCUUAAUAAUGAAAUAAUGAAUCAUUUAUUUUGCCAAUAAAAUACAAAACACACACGUUUGAAGUUUUCAUCACCAAAAGGUCUGAGGAUUAUUGGUAUGGGAAUUAAGUAUAAACUUUUAAAGAAGUAGUAUGUAUGUGACAAUUUAAUGCACACUGGCCAUCGACACAUUAAUGUUUGGUCGCUUUCGCCAAUGCUACAGCACUUGGCGUUAACGUUGACGUUGAAGAUGGCACCGCCGUCGACGUCGUUGAGUAAUAUACAAAUGUGUACGUUUGUUGCAGCGGGAGCGUUGCAAAAGUGGAUGUAGCAAAAUUUGGAAAUGAUAAAAGCUAUGAACACGCCUGUGUGUAUGUUUAUAUAUUUUAUUAUGCAUACUCAUAUGUGUACGAAUACAUCGUUUUAGUACAAAUAUAUAACAAUAAAAAAGUAAAACAAAAAAUACAUGCAUAUGUACAUAUGUAUGUAUAUAUUAUGGGUAUAGUUAACUUAACCAAAUCGAUACUAUUUCAUGGGUUAAAAUAAGUGAUUGUUAAGAAAGUUAUAUACAAAAUGUGAAUUGUGAAUUUUAGCAUCUUCAGAAUACUCCAAAACGUGCUCUUCAAAGUCAAAUCCGUGCAUUUAUCGAUCGAAAUCUAUCAUUGACCUAGUAUCGCUUUUGUUUGGCAUCGGACGUAAAGGAGUAAAGCUAUGUACAUAUGUAUAUAGCCAGUGAUUGUUCCAAAUGUCGCCGGUGCAUCCGAUAUUUCAAAUAAUACCCUGGUACAUAUGCAGCUCUAUACAUACUAUCUACAUUGGAAUAUAUAAUAUAAAAUACGAAGCGCCCAAUGAUCUUUUCAAUGGAAAAUGUUGUUUAUUCGGUCAAAACGCAUGGUCUCGAUGAACAGUUCGUAGAUAAUUAAAGAAUUCUCAGUGAGUUAAAAUAAUGCCAAAGAGGGAAAUACAAUAAAGAAAGUGAUUGUCGUUCCGAGGCUAAUGCGCAUGGAGGACAAAUGGCAGCGUUCUCAGGUUUUCUGUUCAAUUUAUCUGCAUCACACUGACUUCUUGCAUUACCGCCAAUAACAGUUGAUUACUAUUAAAAACAUUCAAAGAUGCCUGGACUUGUUGUUUUCCGACGCCGUUGGUCGGUGGGCUCAGACGAUCUCGUAGUACCUGGAGCUUUUUUGUUAACUACACAUCUUAUAUGCUUUGUAAUUGUGCUAAUAUCACUAUUGAUACUGGAGUAUGACCUUUCAAUUUUAAACGUGAAGCUACUAUUCUAUCUUCAGAUAUGCUAUUUGGCAAUAUUACUUGGUUCAGUUUGCGUUGAGGCAGGCAUCUGCAUUAUAUCUAUGCGAGGUAGUAUAUUGGACUCUGCCGCACGAACAACGAUAAAUUUUUGGAUAUAUUUAAAAAGCAUGGUGAUAUUUUUUGAUAUUACAUGGUUAGUGUUAAGUACAAUGUGGUUAACAAACUGUUACUUUGACACACCCAUCGAUGAGGCCAAGCAAUUUUUCAUGGCCAUAGUAAUAUGCAACUGGGCUUUGGUGUUCAUAACUCUCAUUACUAUUUGGUGUACAUUCGAUGCUGCAGGACGUUCUUGGGUCAAAAUGAAAAAGUAUCAAAGGUCAAUGAGAGAGACUGAAUCUCGCUUCAAUUACAAGCGUAGUGGUAGUAUGAAUCGCAAUUGGCGUCAAAGAAAAGUGAUGCGCGCUUAUCAAGACAGUUGGGACCAUCGAUGCCGAUUGUUAUUCUGCUGUAUGGGUGGAACUGAUCGUAAUCGAAACUCCUUUACGGAUAUAGCGCGAUUACUGAGUGAUUUUUUUCGGGAACUUGAUGUGGUGCCAUCAGAUGUUGUUGCAGGUUUGGUGCUAUUACGAAAAUUUCAAAAGAUAGAACGAGAAGCUGUUGUGCGGCAGAGAAAAAAUGGCACAUACGAAUUCUUGAGUGGCGUUCCUAUCACUGACCGCACUCAAUUUCUAGCUUUGAAUGAUGCAAAAAACUAUGAUUUUUUUCAAACAGUUAUACACUAUAUGUAUUUUGCUCAGGGUGCUUACGGCUGGCCAAUGUAUUUUAUAAUAAACCGUUCGAAAAUGUACAAUUUAUUGCCUGAAUUAAAAUGUUUUACAUGUUGUUGCCGUCCCCAAACUGAAACACCUUCUGUUAUAGAAGAUAACUGUUGUUUUUGUAAUUAUGCCGCCCUAAAGAAAACUCUUCAAGUUGGUGAUGUAGAAAUUAUUUACGCCACAUAUCACGUUGAUGUUGGUGAGACCCCGUUCUUUGUGGCUGUAGAUUACACUCAGAAGAAAAUUGUUGUCAGCAUACGUGGCACUUUAAGUAUGAAAGAUAUACUCACCGAUUUAAACGCUGAUGGGGAGGUAUUGCCGCUCUCCCCACCGCGCGAUGAUUGGCUUGGUCACAAAGGCAUGGUGCAGGCAGCUAUCUACAUUAAAAAUAAAUUAGAGGAAGAAGGAUUGAUCGAGCGUGCGCUAAGUCAUAAUCGUGAUAGGGAAACAAGUUCAUUUGGAUUAGUCUUAGUAGGCCAUUCUUUGGGUGCCGGAACUGCCGCUAUUUUAGCCAUACUAAUGAAGGCUGACUAUCCGUCAUUACAGUGUUUCAGCUACUCCCCACCAGGCGGUCUACUAAGUAUGCCAGCGGUAGAAUAUACCAAAUCGUUCAUCACAUCCAUUGUAUUGGGGAAAGAUGUCGUACCUCGCAUUGGAUUACACCAAAUGGAAGCUUUGCGUGCGGACUUAAUUAAUGCAAUCCAGAGAAGUGUUGAUCCUAAAUGGAAAACAAUAUCAUGUUCAGUCAUUUGCUGUGGAUGUGGACCUGAGCCAACAUCAGUUGUUGAGAUGUCUGGCAAAGACACUCAUAUUAAUCAAUAUCAAGAACAAAGAGACUCAGCACGUUCCACAAGUGCACAUCCUACCGAUAGUUCCAUUGCCUUGACAUUACAUCAGCCACUAUACCCUCCUGGGCGAAUAAUUCACAUAGUACGUCAUCAUCCUAAACCAGAAGAGCAAAAAUACGACAGCGGUUGGAGAAGUGUUCUAAAGAGUCAUGAACCGGUCUAUCAGGCGAUUUGGGCCGAUACAUACGAUUUCGACGAAGUGCUCAUUUCACCCGUUAUGUUGCAGGAUCACAUGCCCGAUAAAGUACUUUCGGCGCUAAAAAAGGUUGUGUCUGCAAGUGGACCAAGGAAGCCGCAACGUCAGACAUCUAAUGCAUUCUCCACAUUAUCCAACGACUAUAACCAUUAUGACUUUGAUGUUGAACGCAUAACACCUCUUAGCUCCAUCGAUCCAAUUAGCGUUUUAAAACCUGAGGGUAGACUAAACCGCCUUUCACAUAGCUCAUAUCCUAAUAUAAGUUCUAUUAAUGUAACACCAGCAACACACCGUAAAAUCUGCCACGAAACAUCUUUUGCCAAUUUGCAAGUUCCAUUUGACAUCACCACGUUUAGUGGAUUAAAUUCAAGUAAAACUUCAUCGAUUGCUGGUAGCAUUUUAGAACGAAGUCAGUUAAGCUCGGCUUUAUAUGAUAUAUCAGUUGAUGAGAGCAUAACAACAGUAACGCGCCGAAGUCCCUCCGUACCGAGCGAAACUGCUACGGUGAUUAUAAAUGAUUGUGAUCCAUUACCGAUUCAACGCUUAAAGACUGUAGCUUUCGAUAUUGAUGCGGAUUCUGUGGCCAUAGGAAAAUACAUGCCAAUAUCACACGUCUCCAAAGAUGCUUUAUAUCGUCAAUACUCGGUUCGUGCCGAGAAACGGAAGCGAAAUUUACCCUUAACAGCAUUACGAAGAGCUUCGGAUGUGUCACGACCAAUAGAUUCAUUGCACGAUGAUUCGCUAGGCUUGGCACCUUUAGCUAGUCCUGAAACGUUAUCUGAAAUUUCCAGUAUAUCAUCCCGCACGAGCGCUCCUAUUAGCUUAGCUAAUAGUAUAGAGCUUUAUUUUCAUAAUUUGAAUCUGGCCGCUGACAAUACGAAUGGACGAGCCGUGCUUGAGGGCAUAUUUGAAUCGCAAUUGCAUACACCAAAGAUAAUGAGACGAGCUCCGAAAUUCAGUGAGAAUCUUUCUAAUUGUGCCGAGGACAGUCGCAAUGUCGAUCAAUACAAACGUAUGGGCCGAGUGUUUGUAACAUUACCGCCAAUAUUUGAUGGCGUUCAUAGCAACAAUAACAAUCAAAAGUCAAGUUUUGACUCAAGCGAUGAUAGUUAUGAAUCAGUGCAAAGCCUCAGCCGAUUUCCUUCCAAACAUGACUCCAGCACAGAGCAUAACUCAAUUGGAUGUAAUGUGCUCCAACCAAAACAGAGCUCUAAAUCACUAGAUCCAUUAGAUAGUGUUGCAAUAGAACAAAAACCAACUGAGCGAAAUACAAAAAAGUUAACAUUUAGCGAUAGUGAAAUUUUGAAUGAAGCUGAGGUGACUGAAGUUAAAGAUAAUCACUCCCUGCUCUUUGAACACAAACGAUCCUUAAUGGGUGAUAUAGAUAAGCAUACAAACUGUGGAUCGGCUGAUACGACUUUUUAUAGUGCCAGUUCUUCUAUCGAACAAUUUUCAACACCUGGUAAAUUGAUGUAUUGUAGUAAUUCUAGCGGUAAUGGUAUCUCAGAGUGCCAAAGUGUCCCUGAAGAAAUAAUCAUCAUAAAGCCGGGUGUUCUAGAGUCACAUUUUCCAGUACUCGAAUCUGUUUCAUACCUGGCUGACCUCAACUCUGCCGAAACUAUUGAUGACUCUGAUAUUCCUAGGUGUUCCACAAGUAUUAAUGUUCCUACAAAACAAAAAAAGCAUGAAACGAUUGGUGGUCGCAUUCGAAAACGAAUGUCUUCUGAGGAUUUUAUAUUUACACGCACUGAGGAUUUUCCGCUGGUUUCGCAAUUGGGAGAGAAAUCGAACAAACGUAAAGCAGCAGUCUACCCUGUGGGUUCGAAUUGCAGUCUUUCGAGAACGAAGCCACCAACAUGUUCUAAUAUUCAUACUAUAAAUAUGACAACAGAAACAUCCACUGUAACCAAAUCUUCAUCAAAUUCACAGUUGCAAAGGAAAACCAACUAUCUGAAUUCUCAAUACUCUUCGAAUCCCCCUAGUGAAAGUCCUAAUAUAAUGCUUCCAAUAAAAUAUAGUGAAGAAAGUAGUGUCUGAAGUCUGUAACAAGUACCAAAGCUAUUGGUAUACUAGUAUUAAGUUUACAUAUGUAUGUAGAGUAUUUAUUGGGUUCACUUGCACGUGUUAUAUCGUUUAGAUGCCAUCAUCUUGUACAAAAGACUUCCAAAGGAAAUUGCCUAUUUUCCAUUUGCAGCGAAGAAUUUGUCCAAUCUCGGUGAAUUCAAGAAUCAUCAACAUUUGUGCAUUGUAAAGAACGAAGUGCAAUAUAAACCAUCUAUACAACUGUGAUCACAAUUAAUAUAAAUUGUUUUAUUGUAAAAUUCGAUGUGUUGUAGUAUUUGAAGUUAGAACCUUCUAUUGAUGAAUAAAAUAUCCUCAAGAAGUGGGUUAAAGACAUUUUGAUAUUGAUAAAAAAUAUGUUUUAGUCUUUGAAUCUUCAUUGUGUUGCAUUGUUUAUAUAUUUAGUCGCAACUAAAUAUACUGCAGGUAUGUAUGUGAAGCAGCUGAGGAGAACUGGAAGUGAUUUACUUGGAGCUUAGUAACUGGUAUGGUACGCAAAGUACACGAAAAUUUAUAAAUGGGUUUGGUUAAUGUUUUCUUGUUCGUCUAAGCGGAAUCACAUAGAAAAAGCUAAAAUUUUAGUGGUAAUAUAAUUUUGAAACAAAAAAGUUGUAACUUUAAUUUUUUAAUCAGAUACAUUUAAUUGGGAAUAAAAGAACUUAAGCUGAACCUGCCGAAAAGCGGUCGGCGUAAAAAAACUUUUUUCAAAUCACUAAAAUGAGAAAAUGGAUUUUGGACGUCUCAUUAUCACCCCCACAAUACCCCGUCAAUAGAGAUCCUAGAAAGUGUUAUAGCUAAGCUCCAAAUUAUAAUAGUUUGUCAAAAAAGUCUUGCGGUAUUUUCUCUAGUUGGCGCUGAAAGCUUGUAGUUCUAGUUUUAUUCGUCGCAUCGGGUCAUGCUAUACCUUUUUGGAAAGAUCAUUUCACGCGCUAACACGUGUUUGAUUGAUUGUCGUUUCUUUUAAGUCGUUCGUGAGUUAUAGCAUCGCAAACAUGGAGCAAAAUGAAGAGAAAAUGCGGCAUAUUUUACAGUACUACUACGAUAAAGGCAAAAAUGCAUCUCAAGCCGCCAAUAAAAUUUGUGCAGUUUAUGGACUCAUUUCCACCGCACAACGAUGGUUUCAACGUUUUCGUUCUGGUGUAGAGGUGGUCGAAGAUGCGCCACGCUCCGGAAGGCCUGUCGUCGAAAAUUGCGAUAAAAUCGCUGAAUUGGUCGAAAGAGACCGGCAUAGUAGCAGCCGUAGCAUCGGUCAAGAGCUGGGCAUGAGUCAUCAAAAAUU